Jatropha curcas is the source of this 543-nucleotide messenger RNA. The record is from RefSeq and is a predicted model, not a curated record. NCBI's taxonomy places the organism in Eukaryota, Viridiplantae, Streptophyta, Magnoliopsida, Malpighiales, Euphorbiaceae.
AUGAAAGAACUUGGAGAAUUAAAUCACUUUCUUAGAUUAGAAGUGGAAUGCACAAAGGAUGGAGUGUUCCUAUGUCAGCAAAAGUAUGCAAAAGAUUUACUCCAGAAGUACGGAAUGCUCAAUUGUAAAUCUCUUGCUCUUCCAAUUGAGAUCAACACCAAACUAAGUAUUUCAGAAGGCAAAGAUUUGGAGGAUUCAAAAAUGUAUAGACAGAUAAUUGGAAGUUUAAUCUAUUUGACACUAACAAGACCAGAUAUUGCAUUCACAGUUGGAGUAGCAAGUCUAUUCAUGCAGAAUCCAAAAAAGCCUCAUUUGGAAGUAGUUCGAAGAAUUUUGAGGUAUAUUAAAGGAACAAUUGAUCUCGGGUUAUUUUAUAAAAGCAAAGUUGAUUGCAAAUUAGAGGGCUAUUGUGAUGCUGAUUAUGCUGGUGAUUAUGACACAAGAAGAUCGACAACAGGCUACAUAUUUAGUCUGGGUUCUAUAGCAAUUACUUGGUGUAGUAAAAGACAACCAAUGGUGGCACUCUCAACCACAGAAGCAUAG